Molecule: messenger RNA, 1283 nt
Organism: Postia placenta MAD-698-R-SB12
Lineage: Eukaryota; Fungi; Basidiomycota; Agaricomycetes; Polyporales; Adustoporiaceae
Exons: 6
Coding region: 1-1191 (396 amino acids)
Molecular function (GO): nucleotide binding
Source: RefSeq, a predicted model, not a curated record
AUGUCGGGCCUGUUCAGUUUCCUCAAGCGCAUUCGCAAUAUCAACAGCCCGCCCAAUGUGCCCGCAAAGAACGCCGACGCCCUGCGUUUCGGUAUCCUCGGUGCCGCACGCAUUGCGCCUAAUGCUCUUAUUAUCCCCGCCAUAAGUCACCCCGACGUGGUUGUGCUCGCUGUUGCAUCCCGCGACGCGUCCAAGGCUUCCGCAUACGCAAAGAAGCAUCGUAUUUCCAAGGUUUACUCAGGAGAUGAUUGCUAUCAAGCCGUCCUCGACGACCCUGACAUCGAUGUCGUGUACAUUCCGCUCCCUAAUGGCUUGCAUUACGAGUGGACAAUGCGUGCUCUCAGCAGCGGCAAACAUGUGCUCGUUGAGAAGCCCAUGGCAGACACGCCGCAGGAAGCACAACAGAUGAUCGAGCUCGCGGCGAGCAAGAACCUUGUCCUGCUCGAAGCCAUCCACUACACAUUCCAUCCGGCGACACACCGGGUCAAGGAACUUCUUGACAGCGGCGAGCUCGGCAAGAUUACAGGCAUUCGCGCUGACUUUGCUGUACCUGACGCACCGCAUGGUAUUUUCUUCCUCAAGGACGACGUACGGUUCAAGUACGACCUCGGCGGCGGCGCCACGAUGGAUAUGGGCGUAUACCCGCUGUCUGCCGUGCGCUUCUUCACCGCGAGUGAGCCCGUCAAGGUCUCGAGCGCACGCGCCGUGGGUCACGCGGCGGACCCAGCGCGCAUCGAUCGUGAGAUGACCGCACGGCUCAUGCUCCAGUCCUCUAUUGAGGCGGAAACGUACGCGGACUUUGGGAUGAGCGGAUGGGGACCGUUUCACAUCUUCCCGCGCUUGCUUAAGGCGAGUGUGCAUGUCGAAUGCGAGCGCGGCGCGCUUGAAUACUUCAACUACCCGCUCGCGCACGUCUUCCACAGCAUCAAGAUCAAGCCGCAGGGCGGGAAGGAGCGUGUGGAGAAAGCAUACCGGUUCGCGGACGGUCGCGGGCAGGACUGGUGGUCGUCGUACCGGUACCAGCUUGAGGCGUUCGUAGAGCAGGUGCGCGGGCGCGCGCCGCACUAUUGGCCGGAGGCAGAUGACCCGGUAAGGCAACUACAGUGGGUUGAGGGCAUCUACGCCGCAGCCGACAUGCCUGCUCGGCCUGCGUCUGAGUUAUACAGCCCAUCGCAUGAUUUCGCCGUUUGAUAGUCUUUCUGUCGCCUUCUCAUUCUUACUGAAUUGCGGACCUAUUGGUACUGUCAGUGUUGUAUGGGUUCAGUCUGACGUUUGUGUGUUCU